Messenger RNA from Macadamia integrifolia, 1065 nucleotides. Its product is annotated as heavy metal-associated isoprenylated plant protein 39-like. Bases 235 to 693 code for a protein of 152 amino acids. Gene Ontology annotation, molecular function: metal ion binding. Lineage: Eukaryota; Viridiplantae; Streptophyta; Magnoliopsida; Proteales; Proteaceae. The transcript has 3 exons. The record is from RefSeq and is a predicted model, not a curated record.
AGAGAGAGAGAGAGCUCAUCAGUCUUUCUCUGUGUUCUUGUGUUAUAAAUUCAUCAGACCCUCUCUCUUUCUCGUUAGGACAGACAUCGCUACGCACAAAGUUCCCGUUCUUCAUAUCUCUCUUUCAGUCUCCUUAUUCGUUUUGGUGUUUCAUCGUCUCUGUGUUUCGCUUCUAAUCUGUGCUUGCUGCUUGCUUGUCCUCCCGUUCAGAUAUUUGAAACUCAAAGAGAUCAAAUGAAGAAAGUGGUGGUGAAAGUAGAAGUAUAUGACGCCAAAUCCAAGCAAAAGGCCAUGAGGGCAGUCUCUUCCGUUUCAGGAAUCAAUUCUAUCUCUGUGGAUAUGGAGAAGCAUCUAAUGACAGUGAUUGGAGAAGUGGAUCCUGUGGACAUCGUUGGGAAAUUGAGGAAGUUUUGGCAGCACACGGUUAUAGACUUUGUUGGGCCACCGGAAGAGCCCAAGAAAGCAGAACCGAAGAAAGAAGAACCCAAGAAGGAAGAACCGAAGAAAGAAGAACCCAAGAAAGAAGAACCCAAGAAAGAGGAAAAGAAGGAAGAUCCCAUCGCCGAGCUCAUUCAGUUAAUGAAGGAGAGACAUGAGAGUGGUCAUCCCUAUAAUAUUCCCUAUGAGACGACAUAUUACUCCCUCAAGGAUGUCUCAGAUAUGAACCCCAACACUUGUUGUGUUAUCUCUUAAUUGGAAGGAUUGAUCAUUUGAUGCUCUUCCGUACAAGAAGAAUAAAGGGUAGGGAAAGAGUAGAGUAGGGUAGGGUAGGGUAGGGUAGGGUUGGGCUGGGCAUUCCAAUGGCAUACACCAAUGAUAGGAUUAAACGUAAGAAUGUAAAAGGGUCUUUUUCUAAGGAGAAGAAGAGAAGAUGACAUAUGAUGGCACUACACCAUGUGCCACGUCUUUACCAAUAGAGUAAAUAAAAUUUUCAAAGUGAAUAAAUAAAAUUUGGAAGUAUGAAAGUAAGUGUGGACCCUUCAGUGAAGUAGUAAUUACAUGACUGUAAAUUCUUCUUUGGUAUGGAUUAUCUUUUAAUUAAAUUUUUGAACUGCCUUGACAUCA